UGUUCUUAGCAACCUGCACCUAGGUGACAGGAAGCCAUAUGUAGGAACUGUCUAGUCUGUGUACAUGUGAAACGAUUAAACUUAUAUAUCCAAAUUAAAAUAGGGCUCUCAAUAUUACGCGAUACACUCUUAGAGAGACCCAACUAGAUAUAGUUUAAAAAAUGACAGACAUAGAACACGAGUUCCCUGGAUAUAAUGACAAAAACAAAGAGUUUCAAAAAGCAAAGGCUUAUUUACUUCAAAGUAGUACCGCCACAGGACUAAAUGUUUAUGAUCAUCUGUCUCGUGUGUUGGGAAAAAUUCUUGAUGAGAGACCAGAUAAUGUUGUAGAUAUUUUUGAAGAUAUUAGCAAAGAUUGUAAAAGAACUAAAUUUACCUCAGAUGUUGAUACCAUCCAAGACAAAGUAGACAGAUCCACUGAAGUUGCCCUUGCACAAAUUCAGAGGAAAUUGUUUACAAGAGUAGGUGAAGAUGGUGAAGAGGAAGUAGCUCAAGAUGAAGAUGUUGAAACACCUCUUCCAAACUUGAUGGAGCUAUGCUUCUUCUUUGAACAAGCUGCCAUUGGUCUAAACAGAGAAGAAGUUGUCCGCAUCUGGUUGGCCAUGAAGAACCUUGUUGACAAUCACCCCUUGCAGCAUGUGAGGUUUUGGGGCAAAAUUUUAGGCACAGAACAGAAUUACUAUGUGGCAGAAGUAGAGUACAGAGAGGGUGAUGAAGAAGAGGAUGAGGAAGAAGAGGCAAAGGAAGCAAAGGAGGAGGAUAAAGAUAUUGACAAGGAUGCAGGGGAAGAGGGAGAAGAUGAAGAGACUGAAGAAGAUGAUAUUCCAAAACCGGAUUUCAAGUCUCCACCUGUUGUGCCUAAAGAAGAGAACCGCACUGGAGCCAAUAAAAAAACAUAUUUUGUCUGCAAUGAUCCUGGAAAACCGUGGGUGAAACUACCAAUGGUCAGUCCAAAUCAAAUUAGUGCUGCAAGACAAAUAAAGAAAUAUUUUACAGGAAGAUUAGAUGCACCAGUUGUUAGUUACCCACCAUUCCCUGGUAAUGAAGCCAACUACCUAAGAUCUCAGAUUGCCAGGAUUAGUGCUGGAACACAUAUUUCACCAUCCGGUUUCUACCAGUUUGAUGAGGAGGAGGAAGAGGAGGAGGAAGGAGAAGGCGGGCGGGAUCAUUUUGUUGAGAACAUUGACUUUGAGGGUAUUCCUGUCCGAGAAUUGGCAGAUCCAUCCCUCAGUAACUGGGUACAUCAUGUGCAGCACAUCCUUCCUCAGGGCCGAUGUUCAUGGUGGAAUCCUGUUCAGAAGGCAGAGGAGGAUUUUGAGGAAGAUGAAGAGGAGGAGGAGAGAGAGGAACCUGACGAGCCAGAACCAGAAGUCGGGCCUCCACUUCUGACUCCUAUAGCAGAAGAUGAGGAGGUAGGAGGCAUGCCUGCCUGGACUCCAACACUCUCUUCACAACUAAUUUCACAGUUUUCUGUGGCUGUCAUGCAUUCCAAUCUGUGGCCUGGAGCACAUGCUUUCGCUAUUGACAAAAAAUUUGAGAACAUCUACAUUGGAUAUGGGCAUAAGUAUAAACCAGAAAACUACACUCCGCCAAACCCACCCCCAAUACAAGAAGAGUUCCCAAGUGGCCCAGAAAUCACAGAGGCAGACGACCCAACUCCUGAGGAGGAGGCAGCACUCAGAGCUGCUCAGCAGGAAGCUGCUGAAGCUGAAGAGAUGGAGGAGCCUGAAGGAGAUGAUGAUGAAGACGAUUAGAUUAUUUGAAUUUGAUUGGAGGAUUUGCCUACUUUACUGUAGCUUUUAUAAGAUCAUUUGACUGUUAGGAAAAAGAGUCAUGUGAACUCAUGAUGCUGACAUCUCUUGAUUUGAAAAGUCAACAUUACAAGGCAACUAUUAUUACAUCAGGCAAAAACACAUCAUAUUGCGUUAAUGUUCUGUUCGUCUUGCAUCUUCAUCUUCUUCUCUUUCUUCCUUCUUUUCUUACACUACGCUGGAUAUUGUUGGACAUAACAGCUAGUAUUAAAGUUUAAAAGUUUGUUAUUAUUUCCAUCAUAUUAGCAAACAAACAUGAAUAUGUUCAAACUUUGGACAAUUUAAUUUAUAAUAUAGGCUUACAUGAUUUACAAUAAUGUUUCUUUUUUUUUUUUGUUUUUAAAUUCUACUUACAAAUUUUGAUAGAUAUUUUCACUGUCUAUUGGUACAACUUUACAUUUUUAUUAUUUUCUGUUUUUUAUUUUUUAUAUUUUUGCUUAAAAAACAUCAAGUGAAAAAAUAUAGCAUAAUUACAACAUUUGUAACCAAUGUUUGAAACUCAUUUGAGUAAAAGACUGUACAUUUGUCUGUUUCAUUUUAUCAUCCCAGGAUUUAAUGUGAUAUGUAUAUAAAAUGAACAUUAUAUAGAAAUGAAUAUUUUAAAAGUAUAAAAUGCUUGAUUAUUGAGAUUGUAUGACUUUGAGAGUGGAGUGACAGUCAAGAGAACAGUUUGCACCUAAAUCUAGGAGGUGCAGGCUGGCGUGCCUGACAGUUCAGUUUCUUCCAUCUAUAGUUAUCAUAAGAAUUCAGAUUUCAUAUUCUAAAUGUUAUUUUUUUGUUUCAAAUGAACCAUUACAUUAUUAUUUAUUGCUACUCUUUUUUUUUUUUUUAGUAAAAUAUUUUGUUUUGUGCUAUGGUUGAAAAAUGGUGACUGAUAAUUUUAUGUAACAAAAAUAUACAUGAAUAAAAUGAAUAAAUACAAA
Molecule: messenger RNA, 2734 nt
Organism: Biomphalaria glabrata
Lineage: Eukaryota; Metazoa; Mollusca; Gastropoda; Planorbidae
Product: radial spoke head protein 4 homolog A-like
Exons: 10
Coding region: 162-1754 (530 amino acids)
Biological process (GO): axoneme assembly; cilium assembly; cilium movement involved in cell motility
Cellular component (GO): radial spoke; axoneme
Source: RefSeq, a predicted model, not a curated record